AUGUCGAUGUCGAUGCCGGGAGUCGAUCUGGCAGAAGCCUAUUAUAUGAGGAAGCUAGCAAAGGAGAAGCUGAAGAAAGCAGAGAAUAGUAGCAAUAAGCUGAAAUAUUCAGGAACAGAAAAAUCUAAAGCACGAGUAUCCGGGAAGCGAGGGAGGUCCUUUCCCGUAAUUUCAAAUCAACCUCCAUCUCUACCUUCACGCACUCGCUCACCUUCUCCACGCCGGCCGACGAUGCGAAUAUUGUACGCUCUCGGAGUUUUCUCAGUCGUUUUCUCCCUACUCAGUGCCGGCAGGUCAAUGCCCGAAGACGCGGUGGCGAAUGGUACGGUUGCGACCAAUACGACCAGGCCGAAGGAAGAUAGUUUGGCUGAUAUGAUCGAUCACGCAUUGGAGAAAGAGUUCAACGAGACGGAUGAGAUCUCUGACGCCACAGAUCAUGGAAGUUUCAACAACAGCGUGGCAGAACAACAGGCAGUUCUUGAAACUGUUGCUAGAGUUAAGCCCAAGAAGAAUGAGACGAAAGAUGAGAAGUCAUUCCAGUUUCAUGAUGUUUUUAAUCUUGAUAAUGAGAAUCGGCCAGAGGAUACGCCAACCUUGAUAGAUAAGAAGGACAAUGUCUUCAUCAUGUCCAAUCCGAAGUCAAAAUUUCCUGUUUUACAGCUGGACUUAAGAUUCAUAUCUGAUCUAGUUAUUGUAAUUGUCUUUGCAACCUGUGGUGGCAUCGCUUUCGCUUGUGCUGGACAACCGGUUAUAACUGGAUAUUUACUGGCAGGAUCUCUGAUUGGGCCUGGGGGUUUUAGCUUUGUCAGUGAAAUGGUGCAAGUUGAAACAGUGGCACAAUUUGGAGUUAUUUUUCUCCUUUUUGCACUGGGUUUGGAAUUCUCUGCAGUGAAGAUUCGUGUUGUGCGAGCAGUUGCUGUCUUUGGUGGGUUGCUUCAGAUAUUUCUGUUUCUGUGCUUGAGUGGGAUAACUGCAUCAUUAUGUGGUGGGGAAGCAUCUGAAGGUGUAUUUGUUGGUGUCUUCCUCUCGAUGUCUUCGACGGCAGUGGUUCUAAAAUUUUUGAUGGAAAGGAAUAGUAUCAAUACAUUACAUGGCCAGGUUACUGUUGGAACCCUUAUUCUGCAGGACUGUGCAGUGGGUUUGCUGUUUGCUCUUCUUCCAAUCCUUGGUGGCACAUCUGGUGCUCUUCAAGGGGUAGUUUCUAUGACGAAAUUGCAAAUAAUUUUAUUAGGACUGUUCUUUUCCUUUGACAGGUUGGUGGUGUUAGUUACAUUUUUGGCAAUCUUGGUAAUAUUGUCCCGCACUUGUAUCCCCUGGUUUCUUAAGUUGAUGAUUAGCCUAUCUUCACAGACUAAUGAACUCUAUCAAUUGGCAUCUGUGGCUUUCUGCUUGCUGGUUGCUUGGUGUAGUGACAAGUUAGGUCUAAGCCUGGAAUUGGGUUCCUUUGCUGCUGGAGUGAUGAUAUCAACAACUGAUCUUGCUCAGCAUACUCUUGAACAGGUGGAGCCAAUCCGAAACUUGUUUGCUGCCCUUUUUCUGGCCAGUAUAGGAAUGCUUAUCCAUGUUCACUUCCUCUGGAACCACAUUGAUAUCUUGGUGGCUGCUGUUAUAUUGGUGAUUGUGAUAAAAACAGUUGUGAUCACUUUGGUUGUGAGAGGAUUCCGCUACAACAACAAAACGUCGCUUCUUGUUGGGAUGUCUCUUGCACAAAUAGGAGAAUUUGCUUUCGUUCUUCUUAGUCGUGCAUCAAAUCUUAAGCUGAUUGAGGGUAAAUUGUACAUGCUGCUUCUUGGAACAACAGCUCUUAGCCUGGUAACAACACCAUUACUGUUCAAGCUAAUCCCUGCUGUGAUACAUCUUGGAGUGCUGUUGCGGUGGUUUUCUCCUGAGUCGACACAUGAGAAUGGACUUAGAGGAGACAGUGUGCGUGCAGACAGUGCUAAGCAUAUUUCUUUGAUGGUGAUUAAGAGUGCCAAGGAGGUUGACUGA
Striga hermonthica is the source of this 1989-nucleotide messenger RNA. The record is from the annotation of a GenBank genome assembly. NCBI's taxonomy places the organism in Eukaryota, Viridiplantae, Streptophyta, Magnoliopsida, Lamiales, Orobanchaceae.